Molecule: messenger RNA, 803 nt
Organism: Nymphaea colorata (pocket water lily)
Lineage: Eukaryota; Viridiplantae; Streptophyta; Magnoliopsida; Nymphaeales; Nymphaeaceae
Product: cysteine-rich and transmembrane domain-containing protein WIH2
Exons: 3
Coding region: 108-410 (100 amino acids)
Source: RefSeq, a predicted model, not a curated record
CGUCACUCCUUACCACAAAAGCAGAGCCCCAUCCACCUCCUCUCUCUCUCUCCCUCUCUCUCUCAUCUGUGAACGAACCCUUUGGGAGGAGGAAGAACGAGAAGAAGAUGAGCUACUACGAUCAGCAUCACCAACCGCCUGUCGGCGUCCCUCCUCCCCAAGGGUACCCACCAGAGGGUUAUCCCAAGGACGCCUACCCACCGCCGGGGUAUCCUGCGCCGCCGCCGGGGUACCCUCCGCAGGGUUACCCUCCUCAGGGAGGCUAUCCUCCGCCGGGAGCCUAUCCUCCUCAGGGGUACCCUCAGUACGCCCAACCACCGCCUCAACAACAGCAGAGCUCUGGCCCUUCUUUCAUGGAAGGAUGUCUGGCUGCUCUCUGCUGCUGCUGCCUUUUGGAUGCGUGCUUUUGAGGGGAAGAGGUUGAUUUUGGGUGAUUUCCGAUUGCCGAAUGGGGGCUGUAGGCGAUUCGGUAGUGACGAUCGAAUUGGUGUUUGGUUCUCUUUGGAUCUCCUCCGAGAUUCUAUUCUCUCUCUUUUCCUCUCCCUCCCCAUUCUUUCUUUUCCGGCUUUGGUGUGUAGGGUUUACAUCACUUUCAUCUACUUCUUUACUUGGGGCACUCCUUUUGGGUUUACAGUAUGAAAGAGGAAAAAUAAUCCUAUUGUCCUCUCUCCCCCUCUCUCACUCUCUCUUCCCCCCUCUCUUUUGAAACUCUUCCAUCCUUCAAUCUUAUGCUGUGAAGGAGAGGGGGUCAUGCUUUCUGAUUAUUAUGGAUUUACAGUGUCGAGAAGAAAAGAUUACUCUUC